Hansenula ciferrii is the source of this 855-nucleotide messenger RNA. RefSeq names its product ATP phosphoribosyltransferase (gene HIS1). Gene Ontology annotation, biological process: L-histidine biosynthetic process. NCBI's taxonomy places the organism in Eukaryota, Fungi, Ascomycota, Saccharomycetes, Phaffomycetales, Wickerhamomycetaceae. Gene Ontology annotation, molecular function: magnesium ion binding; ATP phosphoribosyltransferase activity. Gene Ontology annotation, cellular component: cytoplasm. The record is from RefSeq and is a predicted model, not a curated record. Bases 1 to 855 code for a protein of 284 amino acids. The transcript has 2 exons.
AUGGAUUUAGUUAAUCAUUUAUCUGAUAGAUUAUUAUUUGCUGUCCCAAAGAGUUCAGAUAUUGAAUUCCAUCGUUAUAAUAGAUUAGAUAUUGCCUUAUCAACAAAUUUACCAAUUGCUUUAAUUUUCUUACCUGCUGCAGAUAUUCCAACUUUUGUUGGUGAAGGUCGUUGUUCAUUAGGUAUUACAGGUGUUGAUCAAGUUGAAGAAAGUGAAGUUGAUGUUGAAUUAGCAUUAGAUUUAACAUUUGGUAAAUGUAAAUUACAAGUUCAAGUUCCAGUUGAUGGUCCAUAUAAAGAACCAAAACAAUUAAUUGGUAAAACUAUUGUUUCAUCAUUUACAAAUUUAACAAGAAAAUAUUUUGAAAAAUUAGAAGGUGUUAAAUCUGGUGAACCUUUAAAAACCAAAAUUAAAUACGUUGGUGGUAGUGUUGAAGCUUCAUGUGCAUUAGGUGUUGCUGAUGCAAUUGUUGAUUUAGUUGAAAGUGGUGAAACAAUGAGAGCUGCUGGAUUAAUUGAUAUUGCAACUGUUUUAUCAACAUCAGCUUAUUUAAUUGAAUCUAAAACUCCAUCACAUCCAGAAUUAUCUCAAACUAUAAAAGCAAGAAUUGAAGGUGUUUUAGCUGCACAAAAAUAUAUUUUAUGUAAUUAUAAUGCACCAAGAGAAAAUUUAAGUGAUUUAUUAGCUUUAACUCCAGGUCGUCGUGCUGCUACUGUUUCUCCAUUAGAUGAUGAAGGUUGGGUUGCAAUUUCUUCAAUGAUUGAAAAAGGUAAAAAAGGUGAAAUUAUGGAUAAAUUAAAAUCAAAAGGUGCUUCUGAUAUUAUAUUAUUUGAUAUUUCAAAUUGUCGUGUAUAA